CGGCCCCCGCCCCUUGGCCUGCCGCUCCGCCCCCGCGGGGCGUCCCGGGCCGCUAGUCCCUUCUACGGCGGCCGCGCGCGGCCCGGGGUCGCCCAGCAGAAACCAAGCAGAAACAGCCCUUGGAGAGAUGCCAAGUUUUUCUUGACAGAAGUCAACAGUGACAAAGACUUUGAAAAACUUGAUACUUCUUGCCUGCGCAGCUGUCAUUCUCUCAUUCACAGCAAGACAACCCAGGCUGGAUAUUAGUGCUUCCCUCUUUAUUCCCACGAUUUUCCAGAUCUACGCUUGACUGUUUAUUUUCAAGUCUCACAAACUCCGCCCUUGUUCUCGGCUGCUCUUGAGAACAGUGACUUGUUACCACCACCACAACACAGCCCACUAUCCUCGGCAGAUCUUCAGUUGCUCCUGACAUCACCUCGCCGUGUCUCCCUUUGUGGCCUCCUAAAUGCCCAUCUCAUCGGCCUGGGUUCAGCCAGUGGACAUCAAAGGCCAGUUCUGGAAUGAUGAUGAUUCAGAAGGAGACAAUGAAUCAGAGGAGUUUCUAUAUGGAGUUCAGGGGAGCUGUGCAGCUGAUCUGUACCGACACCCACAGCUUGACGCAGACAUCGAAGCCGUGAAGGAGGUCUACAGUGAGAACUCUGUGUCCAUCAGAGAAUAUGGAACUAUCGACGACGUGGACAUUGACCUCCACAUCAACAUCAGCUUCCUCGAUGAGGAAGUAUCUACAGCCUGGAAGGUCCUCCGGACAGAACCUAUUGUGUUAAGGCUGAGAUUUUCUCUCUCCCAGUACCUUGAUGGACCAGAACCAUCAAUUGAGGUUUUCCAGCCAUCGAAUAAGGAAGGGUUUGGACUGGGUCUUCAAUUGAAAAAGAUCCUGGGUAUGUUCACAUCCCAACAAUGGAAACACCUAAGCAACGAUUUCUUGAAGACCCAGCAGGAAAAGCGGCACAGUUGGUUCAAGGCAAGUGGUACCAUCAAGAAGUUUCGAGCUGGCCUCAGCAUCUUCUCACCCAUCCCCAAGUCUCCCAGUUUCCCUAUCAUUCAGGACUCUAUGCUAAAGGGCAAACUGGGUGUGCCGGAGCUUCGAGUUGGGCGCCUCAUGAACCGUUCCAUCUCGUGCACCAUGAAGAACCCCAAAGUAGAGGUGUUCGGCUACCCUCCCAGCCCCCAGGUCAGUGGUCACUGCAAGAACAUCCCCACCUUGGAGUAUGGAUUCCUUGUCCAGCAAAUACUUCCUAUCGGUGUGCUUGUGUUUCAAAAGAUACAGAAUCUCUGCUUGCUUUGGAAGCACACUUGGUCCCAGGCAUGGCUGGAUCACUUCUCUGAGCACCAGUGGUACAAGCCACCCAAUGGGACAGUCAUGCAUGUACCACUGGUGGCUCAAGCUGGAAGGAAAAUGAAGAAGAAUUAUGAGCGGCUUCAGAAAGCUCUGGAUAGUGUGAUGUCCAUCCGGGAGAUGACCCAGGGUUCAUACUUAGAAAUCAAGAAGCAGAUGGAUAAACUGGACCCCCUGGCCCAUCCUCUCCUGCAGUGGAUCAUCUCCAGCAACAGGUCACACAUUGUCAAACUACCUCUCAGCAGGCAGCUGAAGUUCAUGCACACCUCACACCAGUUCCUCCUGCUGAGCAGCCCCCCAGCCAAGGAGGCUCGGUUCCGGACCGCCAAGAAGCUCUACGGCAGCACCUUCGCCUUCCAUGGGUCCCACAUUGAGAACUGGCAUUCGAUCCUGCGCAACGGGCUGGUCAAUGCAUCCUACACCAAACUGCAGCUGCAUGGAGCAGCCUAUGGCAAAGGCAUCUACCUGAGCCCCAUCUCCAGUAUUUCCUUUGGAUACUCAGGAAUGGGAAAAGGACAGCACAGGAUGCCCUCCAAGGAUGAGCUGGUCCAGAGAUACAACAGGAUGAACACCAUCCCCCAGACCCGAUCCAUUCAGUCCAGAUUCCUGCAGAGUCGGAAUCUCAACUGUAUAGCACUCUGCGAAGUGAUCACAUCCAAGGACCUCCAGAAGCAUGGGAACAUCUGGGUGUGCCCUGUGUCCGACCACGUCUGCACACGGUUCUUCUUUGUAUAUGAGGAUGGUCAGGUGGGCGAUGCCAACAUUAAUACUCAGGACCCCAAGAUACAGAAGGAAAUCAUGCGUGUGAUCGGAACUCAGGUUUACACAAACUGAGGGGGCCCCAGCCCUCGAACCAAGCUGUUCCCCCAGAUCCAUCUGCCCUCGUCAAAGGGCUCAGGAGCAACAGGUGAGACUGCCCUGGAGGAAUCAGGCCGUUUACCAAGAAGCCGGACAAAGCUUAAACAGGUGGCCUUCAUGGUAGAGACUGACCCAGGAACCUCUCCACGUGGACGGCCUAGACUGACUCCAACCCUGAUCUGCCCAGUUGACUUCACCCUGUUUGUAAAUAAAACAAUAAACUGGAAGGUGC
Octodon degus (degu) is the source of this 2426-nucleotide messenger RNA. RefSeq names its product poly(ADP-ribose) polymerase family member 6 (gene Parp6). The coding region runs from base 446 to 2170 and encodes 574 amino acids. NCBI's taxonomy places the organism in Eukaryota, Metazoa, Chordata, Mammalia, Rodentia, Octodontidae. Gene Ontology annotation, biological process: endoplasmic reticulum unfolded protein response. The transcript is spliced from 23 exons. Gene Ontology annotation, molecular function: NAD+ poly-ADP-ribosyltransferase activity; protein serine/threonine kinase activator activity; kinase binding. The record is from RefSeq and is a predicted model, not a curated record. Gene Ontology annotation, cellular component: nuclear envelope; intracellular anatomical structure; membrane.